This is a messenger RNA of Cladophialophora yegresii CBS 114405, 912 nucleotides long. RefSeq lists its product as uncharacterized. The coding region runs from base 1 to 912 and encodes 303 amino acids. The record is from RefSeq and is a predicted model, not a curated record. The transcript is spliced from 2 exons. NCBI's taxonomy places the organism in Eukaryota, Fungi, Ascomycota, Eurotiomycetes, Chaetothyriales, Herpotrichiellaceae.
AUGGCUUCCAAAACUGCUCCAGGGCCCAACAAUCGCUCGUAUGGCGAAACGUGCGACACCAUCGAAGCGAGACAUAAGAGUAGCAAGAUUUCAGAAGCAAGUCCUCGCGAACGUCUCGAGAGCUGGGGCCUGGAAACCAUCACCUGUGAUCUCCUGAACAGAGAUGCUGUUGCCUCUUUGCUUGACGUCGCUAACAUUGUGUACAUCGCUGGCAAGAAGUUUCGUGUUGAUGAGGAUCUUAGUUUUGCAUGGGCAAUGAACACUCAUGUACCCGCCGUGGUGGCUGAACGCUUCAAAGCUUCGCGCAUGGUCGUCUUCUCGACGUUGUGCCUCUACUCUUUCGCUCCAAUAAGCGGCGGCGGAUGGGACGAAAGUGUCCAGCCAAGCCCUGCCGGCGACUACGCCAUGAGCUGUGUCGGCAGGAAGCGUAUGUUCUCUUAUUUCUCACGGCGCCAUAACACCCCAGGCCGAAUUAUUCGACGCCAUUAUGCCAUCGAUAUGCGGUAUGGUGUCCUCCAUGACAUCGCUCGGUGGGUGAAAACCGAGACUCCUAUACCGGUCGAGACGGCGUAUGCAUCAGUUAUCUGGCAGGCAGACAGCAACGCACAGAUACUCGGGGCGCUGGCCCACGUCACAGCACCAACCAGUCCACUCGAUGUUGGCGGAGCAGAGCAUAUGAGCGUGCGGAUGGCGGCACAUGAGUUCAGCCGUCGUUUCGGCAAGACCCCGAUCUUUGAAGGGACGGAAUCAGAGUAUGGAUGGUACAACAGCACGCUCGCCGCUCAACGCUUAUACGGCUACCCUGUCGUGUCUCUUGCCCGCAUGAUUGACUGGACGGCCGAUUGGGUUGGGAAAGACACGCCAACAAUCAACAAGCCAACACAUUAUGAAGAGCGUCGUGGUAACUUUUGA